UUAAAAACACCAUAUCUAUUCUAUUUAAUAAUAAUAAACAAUAAUCAAAAAAAGUAACUUUUUUGUGUGAGAAAAAAGAGCAACUUUUAUCUUAUUGUUAUUAAAACAAAAACACCCUCGUUGCUUAUCUCCAAAAAGAAAUUAUUUCUUACGUUUUUUGUUUUCAAGCUUUCGCGCCAAAAAAAAAAAAAAAUUUUAUUCAAUAUGCAUCACCAACAGCCUUUUACUUCCGCCUCCACGGCUUUUGUUUUUCCACCUGAAACCGUUGUUCAAACUCCCGUGGUAAUCAAUUCAGAUUUUACUUUCACUUGUCCACCACCGGCGUCAGUACCUACGGUUCCAGUAUCCUCGGUUACUUUUGCUCCUCCACCCCUUCCAUUGAGCAUGAAUCCAACUUUAUCAUUAAACAUGUAUUCUAUUGAUAAUUCACAACCAUCACAAGUCUCUCAAAUAAUUUCUCCCUCUCAUUCACCUUCAUCACCACUUUCGUUACUUGAAUAUCGUGAUUCUCCAACUGCUGAUGAGUUGGAUGUUCCAGAAUUUUUUCAAUAUAGUAAAGAAAAAUAUGAAAGUGCAAAGUCAGGUUGUAAACGACGGAGAAAAUCAACACGUGAUGAGCAAUGUGAAACAUCGUCGAUGGAUGGUGGUGAUGAUGUUGAUGAUAAUGUAAGUACAAUGUCACAGGUUGAGUUUCGGCGUCAAAUACAUAUUCAAUCAGAACAAAAACGACGUGCUGAAAUCAAAGAUGGAUUCGAAGAACUUCGCAGACAACUUCCGACAACUUAUACUGGUCGUAAAUUGAGUAAAGCCGUUUUGUUACAAAAAGCCGUUUCACAUAUGAAAAAUAUGCAAAGAAAGGAGUCAUUUCUUCUUGAUGAAAUCAAUCGUCUAACUCAAACCUGCGUAUAUUUGAACGCGGAAUUAGAAAAAGAGAAAAGAAUGGGUACACUUUAUCGACAAAAACAAACUCUUGAUAAAAUAUACGCAAUUGGUCUAUGAGCAUUUAGGGGAGGGUUUUUUUUUCUGCAAGGACAUUCAUUUCUUUCCAAAAAAAAGUACUUCUGAAUCCAGAAGAUACCUUUAUUUUUUGUUUAUAUAAUCUAGUAUGAUAUCUAUCAUUUAUUCUAUCUCUCUUUUUUUUUUUU
Rhizophagus irregularis DAOM 181602=DAOM 197198 is the source of this 1145-nucleotide messenger RNA. RefSeq lists its product as uncharacterized. The record is from RefSeq and is a predicted model, not a curated record. Gene Ontology annotation, biological process: regulation of transcription by RNA polymerase II. Lineage: Eukaryota; Fungi; Glomeromycota; Glomeromycetes; Glomerales; Glomeraceae. Gene Ontology annotation, molecular function: DNA-binding transcription factor activity, RNA polymerase II-specific; RNA polymerase II cis-regulatory region sequence-specific DNA binding; protein dimerization activity. Gene Ontology annotation, cellular component: nucleus.